Messenger RNA from Rana temporaria (common frog), 1824 nucleotides. RefSeq names its product protein ALP1-like. The transcript has 3 exons. The coding region runs from base 186 to 1382 and encodes 398 amino acids. The record is from RefSeq and is a predicted model, not a curated record. NCBI's taxonomy places the organism in Eukaryota, Metazoa, Chordata, Amphibia, Anura, Ranidae.
UGCGCGCGUAUGCGCGCGUUUGCAUACAGCGUUUACCGACGUUUUUGUUCCUCGUAUUUUUUCUUAUAAUCCAAUAGGAAAAAUGAUAAUCCCUGACAUCACUUGUUGCUAUCCUAGGAUUUUUAUUUUCCUCUUCCUGUGUGAAUAUACCUCUUCCGGGUCAUCAUUGUGCUUCCCAUUCCAAAAUGAACGACGAUGAGAUGGCAUGUAUGAUGGCAGCAGUCACUGCCACCUCGUAUAUGCUAUACCAGGGACAGAGGAGAAGGAAGAGGGCACGGAGAUAUUGGAUCCACCCUGUUAUUGCCGGUCGGGAAGAAACAGGACAGUUUUGGGUCCUUUAUAAAGAUCUCCGAGAGCACGAGGAGAAAUUCCUGGACUACACCAGAAUGUCUAUGAAAAGUUUUGAUGAGUUGCUAGAACUGCUCAGCGGUAGAUUACAGAGGAUGGACACCUAUUUCCGCAAUUCCAUACCCCCUGUGGAGCGACUUAUCAUCACACUGAGAUAUUUAUCAACUGGACAGUCUCUUGGAAGUCUACAUUAUGCCUUCCGUAUAGGCAAGUCGACAGCGAGUUAUAUUAUACGUGACACCUGCUCUGCUAUAUGGGAGGUUCUCCAGGAGGUAGUGUUCAAGAAACCUACUGCACAGGAAUGGGCACAGAUUGCGGAGGUAUUCUGGCAACGCUGCAACUUUCCUAAUUGUGUCGGAGCAAUAGAUGGGAAGCACAUUAGGAUUGUGAAGCCCAUGAGAAGUGGAAGUGAAUUCUUCAAUUACAAGAAAUAUUUCUCUUUUGUAUUGAUGGCUGUAGCAGAUGCAAACUACUGUUUUACUUACAUAGACAUUGGGUCAUAUGGGAGCAGCGCGGACUCAACCAUCUUUGGAAACUCGAACUUUGGUCAAAUGCUGCGAUCAGAUGAUCUUGACCUACCACAAUGCCGUCCUCUCCCAGGCACAAAUGGCCCUCCACUACCAAGUGUUUUUGUGGGUGAUGAGGCCUUUUCUUUGGGGACAAACCUCCUGCGGCCUUAUUCGGGGCAUAGUUUGACAGAGGAGAGAAGGGUAUUCAACUACCGCCUAACCCGGGCACGGCGAGUAGUUGAAUGCACUUUUGGAAUACUUGCCAAUAAGUGGCGGCUUCUGCACACUCCCAUAGUGUUAAACAUGCAGAAUGCCGUCACGGCUGUCAAAGCUGCGUGCGCCUUGCACAAUUUUGUGAGGCAGCGCGAUGGCUUCGAUUUCGAAGAACCGGUUACUGAGACUCUGGAAAGAGCUCAGUGGACUGGUGUCCGUGGGAACAGGCAGGGCUCCCAUGUACGGGAUCAAUAUGCCGCAUAUUUUAUGUCUCCUGAAGGACAGGUGCCAUGGCAGCUGGAUUCCAUUUAAUUAUUAAUAUUAUUCUUUUUUUGUGAGACUGUCAAUGCUUGACGUACUUUUUUGAAGAAUACAUCAUAUGCUGUUGUAAUACAAUAAAAUAAAAAUAUGUUAUUAAUGUAUUAAGAAGUCUCAUGUUUGUUUUAUUUUGAGGUUUUUUUUAAAUCGGUGUCAUGGUGUCAGGAUGGGAACAAUAACUCACAGGUCCUGCCUCAGUGGUAACAUAGGGUUGUUGGUUACUAGGAAGGGGAGUAUCCCCCCAAUGGGGGCACUGUACUGUAUACAUAACUGAUGUACUGAUGCACUGAUAACAAUGAUGGUAUACUAAUCCUCCUAGGUGGAAUAGUAUACCAUCAUUGUUAUCAUUGAAUAAUACAGUGCAGUGCCCCAUUGUUUGUGUCAAUGGGGGGCAUAGUGCGUCAGGACAUUGGAAGGCUAGCAAACGGCCAAAUCU